ACAGAGGUCAAGCCCGGCUCCGCACUAAUGUUAGCACGUACUUCAGUUGGGACUUAUUUUGUUCCGUGUUCAAACGAUUCACUCUGUGUUUGACAGAGCUCUACCACAGAGACGGGAGACCACCAGGCUGUGUUACAAAGACCCAAGUCCGACAGCUAGCGUCACCAUGGGUACUGAGGUCAAGGCUAUUGUGGUGGGCGACGCAGGAUGUGGGAAGUCAUGCCUGCUUCUCCGGUUCUUAAAGGGUCACUUCAUCACCAACGAUGAAGCAGGGUCCACCUUUGAGACGGGCACUUCCACCGUCUUUGUGCAAGGGCAGAAGAUAGAACUGAUGGUAUGUGACACCGGCGGAAGCAGCAUGUUCGACAGCCUGCGUCAACUGUCCUACAACGACGGGGACGUGAUAGUGAUAUGCUACUCCAUCACUGACCGAGACUCGCUGCAGAACGUGUCGGAGAGAUGGCGUCCAGAGAUGCUGAGUCAUGUCACCUCUGACCGCCCGAUCGUCCUCGUGGCAACGAAGAAGGACCUUCGAGACUCCGAUCUGUCUUUCAGCAGCGUCCGUGGCAGCGACAAGCUUCAUCAGGAGCCGGUGACCACCCUUGAGGGUCAAGAGAUGAGGGAAAAGCUGGACGCCGUGGACUUCAUUGAAUGCUCGGCAAAACAGGACGACGGUGUGCGCGAGUUGUUUCAGAGAGUGGCCGAGGUUGGCCUGGAGUCUAGUAGGUCACGGCGAAAGAAGAUUUGUCGGCAGUCGUGAAAAGGAUGGAUGGGACAGCGGGCAGCGCAGGCGUACAACGAAUAGAGAGUGACACCAUGGUUAUUCGAUGUUCUUAGAUCAACGACAAUAUAUAGUGUGUUCGGGACAAACGGAGUGUCGAUGAUAGACCAGUAUUUGUGUUUCAAUUAAUGAGGAGACCACAAAACAAUAUAAUGUUUGAAUAAAAAAUAGUUCUUUAACGUCAUCUUAA
Haliotis rufescens (red abalone) is the source of this 971-nucleotide messenger RNA. Its product is annotated as transforming protein RhoA-like. Gene Ontology annotation, molecular function: GTPase activity; GTP binding. The transcript is spliced from 3 exons. NCBI's taxonomy places the organism in Eukaryota, Metazoa, Mollusca, Gastropoda, Lepetellida, Haliotidae. The record is from RefSeq and is a predicted model, not a curated record. Bases 167 to 760 code for a protein of 197 amino acids. Gene Ontology annotation, biological process: cell migration; small GTPase-mediated signal transduction.